AUACCUGUAGAGUAAGGCCGUACUCUGAAACCACACUCCCAAAAUUCCUUCCUCUCCUCUCCGUACUCUGUUCAUGGCGGCAAUGGAGAUGGACCCCUCGUUUCUUCACCACCAGAUUCUCCACUUCAUUCCCCUCUGAAACCUUCCGCACAUCAUCUUCUUUCUUACGCCAUUGCCGUCGCAGAGUUCACCAACAUUUCUAAGCAGCGACGACGCGCAGUCACUUGCUUGGGAUCAUCAGGGGACAGGUUUUCUCGGCCAACUUUGUCACUCUUUCUGGUAGCGGUGGCGGUGGCGGCAAUGUCUCACGUAGAGAGAGCUUCCAAGGCUUUGACUGCAACCAGAUCAUUAGGACUUUCUGAUGACCAAGUAAAACCAAUUUUGAAGGAUCUUCUCAAGUUGUAUGAUGGAAACUGGAAACUCAUUGAAGAAGACAACUAUCGCACUCUCGUGGAUUCUUAUUUCGAGCAGAAGGAAAACGAGGGGUUAGGAGGAAAGAGGAGCUGUCUUAUGGAUAAGAAAAAGUCCUCAGUACAACUUAAGAGACCUCAUGAAGGAGAACAACAGAAUCGGGCAUCAUCCACUGUUGGUAGCUCAGGCCAUAAAUUGGCUGUAAGGAAGGGUAAAAUUUCUGCAGUAGAUGCUGGACAGGGGAAUACCAACUUGUCUCAACAAUGUUUAAAUAUUAGAUCCAGUGAAAACUUGUCAUCUAUGAAACCCGUUUCAGUAGUUUAUCCAGAUAAGAAGGCAUUAACAAAUGGUAACAUGGAAUACAAUUCAUAUCAGAAGUGCUCAAGUUCUUCUGAGUACGCGAGGCAAUUGAAUACUGCAUUUCUUCAAGAUCAAUGCACCAGUUCCAAUCGCAAGUGUUCAACUUCUUCUGAGCAUAUAAGGCCAAUUGUUCGUGAUCAACAUACCAGAAAUAAUAAAAAUCAUUCCUUGCAUCAUAUGUAUGACUUGACAAAGGGUGAAGAGAAAGUCAAAAUAUCUUGGGUUAAUGAAAUUGGAAAGGAAUCUCUCCCCAAGUUCAAUUACAUACCAAACAAUAUAAUUUUUCAAAAUGCCAAUGUCAACAUUUCACUGGCUCGGAUUUCAGAGGAUGAAUGCUGUUCAAGUUGUUCAGGUGAUUGCCUUUUAUCAUCUUAUCCAUGUGCUUGUGCUCGUGAAACUGGUGGGGAAUUUGCUUACACACGACAAGGCCUGCUGAAAGAAGAAUUUAUAAAUCACUGCAUGUCUAUGAGAUGCGAGCCCAAGAAGCAGCAUCUUUUUUAUUGUCAAGAUUGCCCAAUUGAGAGGUUAAAGAAUGUCUACAAGCCUGAGCGAUGCAAGGGUCAUUUACUCAGGAAGUUCAUCAAAGAAUGCUGGAGAAAAUGUGGAUGUGACAUGCAGUGUGGAAAUCGAGUUGUACAACGAGGUAUUUCUUGCAAAUUGCAGGUAUUCUUCACUUGUGAAGGAAAAGGAUGGGGUCUCAGAACACUAAAGAACUUGCCAAAAGGGUCUUUUGUAUGUGAGUACGUUGGUGAAAUAUUGACAAAUACAGAGUUGUAUGAUCGAAAUAUGCAAAGCACCGGCAACGAGAGGCAUACAUAUCCAGUAACUCUAGAUGCAGACUGGGGCUCGGAGGGGGUUUUAGAGGAUGAUGAGUUACUUUGCUUGGAUGCGACGUAUUAUGGAAAUGUUGCAAGAUUUAUCAACCACAGAUGUUUCGAUGCAAAUUUGAUCGACAUUCCYGUUGAAGUGGAGACUCCUGAUCGACACUACUAUCAUCUUGCUUUUUUCACUAGCAGGGAAGUGAAAGCUUUGGAAGAGCUUACAUGGGAUUAUGCAAUUGACUUUGAUGAUGAAGAUCAUCCUGUGAAAGCAUUUCAAUGCUGUUGUGGAAGUGCAUCUUGUCGAGGUGCGAAGAAACGAAAGGAAGCACAGUUAAAGGUGAUGGCGUGCAACAAAUGAGACCCACCACAUAUUUUGCAAGGAUCUGUCUGCACAUCUGUUGCGAGCAUCGGUAUAUCAAUAUUUUAUUACACAACUUUGAAACUUGGUACAUUUUUCUUUACUUCUUAGAACUCUCUACUUUUGCUUUUCUAUGAUAUAUAAUAUAGUGGAAUAUGUUUCUUCUUUUUUUCUCAGAUUUUCACAAUUUCCUCUAUUUUCAGUGUUCUUACUGUUCCCUUUUGAAAAAUAUUAGUUGUUUU
Molecule: messenger RNA, 2192 nt
Organism: Momordica charantia (bitter melon)
Lineage: Eukaryota; Viridiplantae; Streptophyta; Magnoliopsida; Cucurbitales; Cucurbitaceae
Source: RefSeq, a predicted model, not a curated record